Messenger RNA from Stegodyphus dumicola, 1063 nucleotides. It is a transcript of the gene mora, whose product is annotated as cysteine and histidine rich domain containing protein. The record is from RefSeq and is a predicted model, not a curated record. Lineage: Eukaryota; Metazoa; Arthropoda; Arachnida; Araneae; Eresidae.
UAUGAAAUUCUCUUUUUUAUUUACUCAUAUUUCCCCACAGAAUCCUGCUUGCAUCAUCCUGGGGUACCAGUUUUUCAUGAUGUGUAUAAAAAAUGGUCAUGCUGUGAAAAAAAAACAACAGAUUUUACUGAAUUUUUAAAUAUAAAGGGUUGUACAAGAUCUUAUCACAGCAACAUAAAACCAGUUGAGACUCCAAAGCGUAAAGAGGAGAAUGAUAAAGAAGUAUAUUCAUCACCAAAACCUAUGCAGCAGAGAGAUGCACUGGAGCGACCUGAUCCUAAUCAGCCGAUGGUACACCUUCCAUUUACCAUUGGUGCUUCUUUAAAACCUGUUUUAGAUGCAAUGCAGAAAGAAAUAACAUUAGAAAAAGAUCCUGAAAAUGACUCUAUUAUCCAGCUUAAUACACCAUGUCAAAACAAAGGAUGCAAAGCGGUGUAUAGGGGAGAGGAGAGUGAUGCUGAGACUUGUUUGCAUCAUGAAGGAAUGCCUGUGUUUCAUGAAGGUAUGAAGUACUGGUCCUGCUGCGUCAAGCGUACGACAGAUUUUGACAGUUUCUUAGAGCAGAUAGGAUGUACAACUGGAAAACAUAAAUGGCUUAAAGAUAAAAACAUGGAACAAAGAGCUAAAUGUCGCUAUGACUGGCAUCAAACAGGCAAUUCUGUUGUUAUUUCAGUUUAUUCAAAAUGUCCUUUACCUGAUUUAUCAUUUGUUGAUGCAAAUCCAGUGAAACUGCAUAUAUAUAUAACAUUUGGAGAAGAAAAAACUGUAUUUGAUGAAGAGCUCAUUUUGUAUGGUGUUAUUAAUCUUGAAAACUGUUCUGUGACUUACCUUGGUAGUAAAGUAGAAAUUAAAUUAAAGAAAGCAGAGCCAGUAGGUUGGAAAGACUUAACACUGCGAGACAAGAUAAUGGACAUUGAUACCAUGACUAUACAAGACAAAUGACAAAUAUUCUGAAUUGUGCAUAACUUUUCAUUCAUUUUGUUUCAUUUGCACUUGUGUACUGUAAAGUUUUAGUAUUGUUACUUAGAAUAAAAAUAACUUAUUUUAUGGGUUAUUAAAAUAA